This is a messenger RNA of Dermacentor silvarum, 1224 nucleotides long. Its product is annotated as snRNA-activating protein complex subunit 4-like. Lineage: Eukaryota; Metazoa; Arthropoda; Arachnida; Ixodida; Ixodidae. The coding region runs from base 1 to 1224 and encodes 407 amino acids. The record is from RefSeq and is a predicted model, not a curated record. The transcript has 10 exons.
AUGGGCUCGCCGACCCCAAAUAGGAACAACGGCCAGGAUCGCCACAUGCCCUCUGCUCCGCUUCCGGAGUUGGGCCCGCAGGAGCCGCCGUCCUUCGAGUUGGGCGCGCAGGAGCCGCCGUCCUUCGAGUUGGGCGCGCAGGAGCCACCGUCCUUCGAGUUGGGCGCGCAGGAGCCACCGUCCUUAAACGAUUGCCUCAGAGUGAACCGACUAUACCAGGACGAGCUGAUGCAUGCGAUCAAGAAGCUGGAGGAGCUUCUCGCCAUGAAUCACGAGAACAAGGAGAUGCUCCGGGUAAACACUGCCAAUCCUAGGAAGCGCCCGGGCCAACUUGCACCUAGAAAGCGCUCCCGGGUGGUCUUUACCCACCCCUACUUCAAGGACAUCAGCGGAAUUGGACCUCCGAUGAACGAGGACGAGGUAUCCAGAAGAAGACUUUGUCUGCAGGACCCAUACCUGCGUAGGCCCAAACCAUGGCUUGAGAAGGAUAUUGCCUCGCUUCAAACCAGCAUCCGGAACAACUUAAUUAAGACCAUCAUGGAAUCAUGCAUGGAGAGGAAAUUGAGCUUGGACCAGCUGUGUGGAAUGACUAACCACAGCAUCGACUGGCUCUCCAUUUCCAUCAACGACGUUGGCGUCAACCGCACCCCGCAGCAGUGCGAGCUGAUGUGGAAAAACAAGCUGAGCGGGAAUAUCAGCGCAUGGACAGCGAAGGAAGAUGCAACACUCAAGGAGCUUGUCGCGAAACUUGGCCGUCGCGAAUGGGACAAGGUGGCCGCCCAGUUGGGCGGAAGACGGACGCCAUUCCAGUGUGCCGAGAGGUACAUGCAGCACUUUAGCAAGCACAUCACAUCUGGGGCCUUCACGAAAGAGGAAGAUAUGAAGUUGCUCAAGCUGAUAAACGAACAUACGGUGGACGGCGAGAUACAAUGGAAUAAAGUGACAUUCUUCAUGCCAUCCCGCACGAGGAUGCAGCUGUGCUACCGAUGGGAGCGCGUGCUGAGUCCCAAUCUUCGCCGCGGCAAGUUUAGCGAGGAUGAGGACAAGAUGCUGGUGAUCGCUGUGGAGGCAUAUGGCCACGACUGGGUCACAGUCAAGGAGUACCUGCCAGGAAGAACUGCCCACCAGUGCCGCGAGAGGCAAGUGAAUAAACUUUCUCGCGUAUACGCGAGAGGCCACACAAGCGGACUUGAGUUGCGCUCUCGGGUGGGGAGCCUCUCGUGA